GGACAUGGGACUCCUCCUGCCAGAUUCCAGAUGGUUCAUUACAACUGACAUCUUGGUUGACAACUGUGAAAAGGAACUUUGGAUUAUUUUAUUUUAUUUUUGUGGGAGACCACAAUCCCCAAACUGUAGGACAUAUCAGGUUCCAUAUUUCUUGUAGAAUUUUAAAAUAACCUUUUCUAAUGAGGAUGUCUGAUAUUCUUACUGUAAAAGAUGAAACUGAUGCAAUGAAGGGCUCAGAAGCUGAAUUUAAAGAUACAGACCCAGUUGAAAACCUUAUACAAUCAGGAAGUCAGGAGCAGAUUCAAGGGGAAAAGGAUGAAAAUUGUCCUGAUAGCAAAACCAAUAUGCCGCGGCCAGUGCAGUCUUUUGGACAGACAGCAAAAAGGUCGAAGUCAAACACAAAGUUAAAGUUAGUUCGGAGCCUUGCUGUAUGUGAAGAAUAUCCACCACCUCCCACAGCUGAAAUAUCACAGGACCUCCAGGAGAAAAUUCAGAUCCAGUUGUCACACUCUUUUGAAAAAGAAGACAAGCCUGCAAAAGAUGAAACGGAAAAGGAAAAAUCCAGUAAUAAACUGUCCAGAAAAAUGUUAUCAAGAGAUUCCAGCCAAGAAUAUACAGAUUCCACUGGUAUAGAUCUUCAUGAAUUUUUAGUAAAUACAUUGAAAAACAAUCCCAGGGACAGAAUGAUGCUGCUGAAAUUAGAACAGGAAAUUUUAGAUUUCAUUGGUAAUAAUGAAGUUCCACGAAAAAAGUUUCCCCCAAUGACAUCUUACCAUAGAAUGCUGUUGCACAGGGUAGCUGCUUACUUUGGAUUAGAGCACAACGUGGACCAGAGUGGGAAGUCAGUCAUAGUAAAUAAAACUAGCAAUACGAGAAUACCUGACCAAAAGUUUUGUGAGCAUAUAAAGGAUGAGAAGAGUGAUGAUUUCCAGAAGCGGUACAUCCUUAAGAGAGAUAACUCUAGUUUAGACAAAGAUGACAACCAGAUGAGAAUACGAUUAAAAGAUGACAGAAGAAGUAAGUCCAUAGAAGAACGUGAAGAAGAAUAUCAAAGAGCUAGAGAAAGAAUAUUUGCACAAGAUUCCCUGUGUUCCCAAGAGAAUUAUUUCACUGAUAAAAGAAUCCAGGAGGAAGAAACUAAUAGUACACAACAAAGACGACAGAUACUUAGAAUCAAUAAGGAAACAUCAGGGAGAUCAGCCAACAGCCAUCAGAGCAGUACUGAGAAUGAGCUGAAGUAUUGUGAACCCCGUCCCUGGAGCAGCACCGACUCUGAUAGCUCCAUCCGCAAUCUGAAGCCAGCUGUAACGAAAGCCAGCAGCUUCAGUGGGAUAUCAGUUCUGACAAGAGGAGAUAGCUCUGGAAGCAGCAAAAGCACAGGCAGGCUGUCUAAGACAGGUUCAGAGUCUUCUAGUAGUGUAGGGUCAUCCACGGGUUCUCUUUCUCACACCCAGCAGCCUCUUCCAGUGCCAGCUCUAAGCCAGCCUUCUCAUGGCACGCCUGCCGUCUAUCCAACUGUCAGCACUAGUAACUCUCUUUCCUUUGAUGGUGGCAUAAGCGGGCAAGUGGCACCUACUAGCACUAGCUUCUUUUUGCUUCCCUUGGAAGCGGCAGGCAUACCGCCUGGCAGUAUUCUGAUCAACCCGCAAACAGGUCAGCCAUUCCUUAACCCAGAUGGCACUCCAGUUGUGUACAAUCCUCCUAUGCCUCAGCAACCUGUUAGGACCCAAGUGCCUGGACCUCCGCAACAGCCACCUCUUCCCGCACCACCUCAGCAACAGCCAGCAGCUAAUCACAUCCUCUCACAGCCCAUGCGGCCUCUGCAGCCUUCCUCCCAGCCUGUUCAGUACUCUGCAGUCUCUUAUCCACCUCCGCUCCUGCCAGUCUCCUCUACGCAGCAAUAUUCUGUGCAAGACAACCUAGGAUCACAAUUUAGCCAUAUGAGUCUUGCCCGCCAGCCACCUGCUGAUCCAGCAGAACCUCAUACUGCUAUGUUCCAGUCCACUGUAGUCCUCCAGCCCCCACAGCAGUCCGGUUAUAUCAUCGCAGCUGCUCCGCCACCCCCUGCCUCUGGCCAACCGGUUUCUGCUCCGGGCUACUCGACAUCUAGCCACCCUGUCAACCAGCAAGUACUCCAGCAGCAGGGAUAUAUGCAGCAACCUGUGCCACAGAUGCCAGCUUGUUAUUGUACUCCCAAUCAGUAUCCGCACUCCAGUCAACAAUAUCGUCCUGUUUCUGUCCAUUACAACACGCAGCAAAACCAACCAUUGGCACAGCCUGGACAGCAGACAGGUUACCAGGUUUUGCCUAACCAGCAGCAAAACUACCAGGGUUUAGUUGGAGUUCAGCAGUCUCAGAAUCAAAAUCUAGUCAGUGGCCAACACAACAACGUUGGGAAUCAAAUUCAAGGUGUGAUUGUUCCAUAUCCUUCAGUGCCAUCUUAUCAGGUUCCGGUGCCUCAAGGUUCCCAAGCAGUGCCACAGCAGACAUAUCAACAGCCUGUUAUAAUCCCCAGUCAGUCAAAUCAAGGGUUGCCCACAACAGGAAUGCCAGUUUACUACAGCGUCAUUCCAUCAGGUCAACAGAAUAACUUAAGCUCAUCAGUAGGAUAUUUGCAGCCUCCUGGAUCAGAGCAGAUACAGUUUCCUAGAACAUCGUCACCAUGCAACUCCCAGCAGCUUCAAGGACAGCAGUGUGCAGUUUAUAGCAACCAUUCAAGUCGGAAGCCAUCACCUCCUACAUUAUUGCCACCUUCAUCAAAGUCAAAGCCUCAACAGGCUGCUUCCAUUGUGCACUACAGCAUAGUGUCUCCAUCAUCAUCAUGUAAAAGUUCGCCCACUGGUCUUUCCAUCAUGCAGCCAAUAAAAGCAGUAGCACCACCACCAGGUGGAGGAGUAGUAAUGAUGCAGCUAAAUCUACCUAACAGUCCCCAGCCUCGGAAUCAUUCACCUCCACAAUGGAAACAGAAUAAAUAUUACUGUGAUCAUCAGAGAGGGCAGAAGUCCACAGAACUUAGCACUUUAGACAGUGCUGCACAGUUGCAGCAUAGUCCUCAACUAGGUAGUCCUGUCACCUCACCUGCCCAAUCACCAGCACCAGCUCAGCUGUCAAACAUGAAGAACAUCCGUCCCGCGUUAACACCUCUUUCUAUUGUGUCCCAGUUUUCUAGACCCUUUGUCCCUGGACAAGGAGAUGCCAGAUACCCAUUGCUUGGCCAGCCGCUGCAAUACAAUCCACCAUCUUUAUUACGUGGACAAGUAACAAGCCAACAGUGUCAACCUGGAAACAGACAUGGAAACAGGGGAAAGAAACCAGCAAAGAAGGCUGCUUCAGCAGAUCUUGGUGCAGGAGAACCAGUUGUGGGAAAAGUUCUAGAAAUCACUGAACUGCCAGAAGGCAUAACUCGUACAGAAGCAGAAAAAUUAUUUGGAGAACUUUUAAAAGUUGGUGCCAAGAUUCGGUGGCUAAGAGAUUCCCAGUGUCUACAAACACAGCAGCAGCACCAUCGCCGUUACUGUGGCAGUGGAGACAGUAGCAUGAACACUGAGCCAUCCAAACCUAGUGACUUGGCUUCCACUUACACCGUUCUAGCUACGUUCCCUACAAUGUCGGCUGCUCAGAAUGCAUUGAAGAAACAAAGCAGUACCUCAGUGAACAAGUUCAGGCUGAGAACAAGCAAGAAGCACUACGACUUUCACGUUCUGGAAAGGGCUAGUUCUCAGUAGCAGUUACAUCAGUGGACACUCAGCCUUUACUACUUCCGUGCCCUCCUCUCUUGAUUGGCUUGAUGUUACAGGGUUUCUGUUCUCUGCACGGAGACUCCUGGGAUAUUUUGUCAUAUGACAUUAGCCAUUGAAGAAUAAAUAACACGGUGAAUCCAGCAAGAUGAAGAAAAAAAAAUGCCGAGUUAAUCCCAGAAAAUAGCAAGGAAUCAUCUUUGAGACAGGCAGCUUUCUACAAGGAAUGCUGUUGAAAUGCCCCCUACUUUUGUAGUAGUUUUGUUUUAUAUUUUUGAAUUCUUGUAUCAGAUCCAAAGUUCUAUUGUACAGCAAAUGUUCAUAAAAAUCCAUAUUCAGAUUUGUAUUUUAUAAUCCCUUUUCACAGCCAGCACAUAGCUGUCCAUCCCAAGGCAGGAACCUGAGGAUUGGUGGAGGGGAAGAGAGACCAUUUUCAAGGAAUUACACUCAUUUUCUAGAAAACUGUCCCAGAUUGUCAAGUUAACCUGUUUUUUGUCCCUUGUGGUUUUCAUUUUUGGGGUUGGGUGGGGUUUUUAUUUUGGAGUUUUUGUUGGUUUUUUGUUUGGGAUUUUUUUUAAGGAAAGAAAAAGUAAUUUAAGUAGCUAACUCCUUAGAUGGUCAUUUUCUUUUGAGAUUUCAUUUGAGCAAUGUCAAAAGAAAUUACAAGUAGGUUGGACCCUUGAAGGAUUUGCUUCUGAUCCAACAAGUUUAAUAAUUAUUUAAAGGGAAGUAUGAAUAGGUUACAAAGAAUGUUCACUGAAUCACAUUUUAAUUUUUCUUUUUAGCAGAAGUGUGAAGAAACUAAAAUGUAUCUUCACCAGUAACAAAAUGUUUGCACUUUAAUUGUGUUCCCACCAGUAUGGAUCUCUUUCUCUUCCUUUUCACGCUAAGAUAAAUUGUGUUUGAUAAGUGCUGGAAACCUUUUUAAUGGUUUACGUUUUCAUCAUUUGCAGAUGCUCACUGGACAUUAAAGAUUCAUUGCACAUAAAUGAAACAAACUUUUUUCAAUUUGUGUAAUUUGCAAGGCUGUACAAUGUGUGCUGAUGCAAGCCUUUUUCAGUUCAAGAAAAUAAAUGUUUACAAACACAAA
Messenger RNA from Phalacrocorax carbo (great cormorant), 4827 nucleotides. Lineage: Eukaryota; Metazoa; Chordata; Aves; Suliformes; Phalacrocoracidae. The record is from RefSeq and is a predicted model, not a curated record.